AUGGAGAAAAUACUGCUCUCCCUUCUGCUUCUUGUGAAAGGAACUGAAAUACUGGCACAGAAAGAUAUGGAUAGGAAAGUGUUCCUAUUUUACGAAGAAUCAGAUAAUUCUUAUGUGCGCCUGAUGCCUGAGAAGAAUGGUCCCUUUAAUGCAUUCACUGUUUGUCUGAGAUUCUACACUAUUUUGGCCCGGGAAUAUUCACUGUUCUCUUUUGCUACACCAUCCAAAGAUAACGAUCUGCUCGUCUUUAUUGACCCUAAUCAACGCAAGCUUUCAUUGAGUGUGGGUAACCAAGAUUUGUACUUUGAUUUAAAAGAAGAAAAUAUAAUGCAGUGGAAAAGCAUCUGCGUGAGUUGGGAAUCCUCCACUGGUGUUGUGGUGCUUUGGGUCAAUGGAACGCCAUAUCCAAGAAAGGUGUUCCAAAAAGGCUACAGUAUCAAUGCAAACCCAAUAAUUAUGAUUGGGCAAGAGCAAGAUUCAUACGGGGGUAAAUUUAGCAAUAAACAAUGCUUUGUUGGAGAGAUUUCUGAUGUACAAAUGUGGGAUAGUGCUCUGAGCAGUGAAAACAUAAAUAAUUUUCUUCGUAGUAAGCUUAUAACUGGCAAUGUGGUUAACUGGAAAUCCUUAAAAUACAAUAUUUGUGGGAAAAGCAUUCUUCUGGAAGAUGUAUGUCCGAUAUAUUACAUUCCUGGGUGUCUUCAAGGUCAUUCAUAA
Molecule: messenger RNA, 714 nt
Organism: Bombina bombina (fire-bellied toad)
Lineage: Eukaryota; Metazoa; Chordata; Amphibia; Anura; Bombinatoridae
Product: C-reactive protein-like
Exons: 2
Coding region: 1-714 (237 amino acids)
Source: RefSeq, a predicted model, not a curated record